AAUCUUUUAAUAAAUUUUUUCUUUUAAGGUAUAAAAGAUGGAUACUAAUGUACCAACCUAUAUAAUGCCCUUGUUUUUCACAACUAAAACUCAGGAGAUAUUUCAAUGUAAAGCUGAUAAAGAUCUAACUGAAGAUUCACCGUAUAAAAUCAUUGAAAAAGAAAAAAUUCUUCAAGAUUUCAAAAAUCGAGCUGCUAUUUCUGAUUUUCAUCCUGCUCGAAAAAUUAUUGAGAAUUACCCAUCUGAUACAUUGCUCAUAAUUUAUGAUCCUAUGUUUAAAUAUGGGCAAAAUUUUUGCUUAGUUACUGAUGAUAAGCAGAAAAAAGUGCUUUUAGAGCCUGAAGCUAAAAUUGAUGUUGUUGAAGCAAAGUCUUCAGAAGAAAUAUUUUUAAGUAGCGAAGAAAUUUUAAGAGAACGAUCACCUAAACCUUGGAAAUCUUUUGGAAGUGAGCAAGAAGUUGAAGAUGAAAUAAUAAACACUUCAAGAGAAAAGGUUAAAUUUAUCUUAAAAAGAGAAAGACGGUGCUUUGGUGGUCCAACAAAUUUCACAGAUUAUGACGCCAAUAAGUAUGUGGAGUAUUUGCCAUUUGAAUGUGAAAAUUUUAUUAAAAUGAAUGAACUGGACAAAGUUGUUCAAGAUCUUUACACAAUGAAAGAAGUUGGUUGUCAGACUAAUAGAUUGUUACCAAGAAAUGCAUGCACCCAAUAUGAACCACGUUUUUAUACAGAAGAACAGAUUCAUGAUGUUAUGAAAUCAAAACAGUUUCUUGAAUUUUUUAGUGAAAUAGUUCCACGGUUAGAACAAGCACUGAAAGAAAAUUUGACAAUUGAUAUAUUCAACAAUGAUUUUAGUGUGAUAGGACACGAGGACAGUAUGUUUUUAUCAAAGUCAGAAAUUAAUUUAAAGGAGUACCAAUCUUUUACAGAUCUUCAGUUCAGUAAAAAUAAAUCGAUUUCAGAAGUGCAAUGGCAUCCUACUAUUAAAGGGUUAAUUGCUGUUUCUUGCAUUGAACACAUGACUUUCUAUGAUCGAGUUGAUAAUUCUACAAGUUUACUUAUGGAGCCUUCAUUAAUACUUAUCUGGAGUUUUGGGGACCCUAUUCAUCCUUUAUUACUGUUAGAGUCACCAACAAAUGUUCUUUGCUUUAAAUUUAAUCCUACUAAUCCAAAUAUCAUUGCAGCUGGUUGUAUCAAUGGACAGAUUGUAAUGUGGGACAUAACAGAACACUCUGAUCGUUUGCAAAAUCAUAUGUCACACAGCAAAGGUGUGCCUGUCAAGGAAAAAUCCAAACAACCUGUUAUGUUCAACACUAAAACUACGGAAUCAGCUCCCAUUGUUCAAUGUUAUGUAGUAUCAAGUAUUGAAAAGUCACAUCGAACAGCAGUUACUGAUAUUCAAUGGAUACCAGAUCAUAUAGAGAUUGGAGCAAAUGGUAUUGUAUAUGAAAAUACAUCCGGUUUGUGCACUCAGUUGCUUAGCUGCAGUAGUGAUGGAACUGUGUUAUUUUGGGAUGUUAGUACUUCAAAAUCAUAUUCUGAUACACCCAAAAAGAAAAAUCAAUUGGAGAGUUAUUCUUUUCAACAUUUAGUUUCCUCCUGGAAGCCAUUAUUAAGGGUUUCAGUCCAUAAAUUGAAAGGAAAUGGUGAAUAUAGCACUGUGAGGUGUUUAAUAUCCGAGCAACAUCAACCAAAGAAAAAGAUCAUGGAAACACCUGUUCAAAUGAUAUUAAGGGAGCCUGAUCCUUUUGAGCAGUCAUUUAAGAAAAAGUUUGAAGGAAAUCAGAUGGACAGUGUAGAUACAAAAUUUUUAGUUGCUACUGAGGAUGGUGAAAUAGUUUAUCAAGACUGGGUACCUACUAAAAGUUUAGAUACUGGAAAAACAAUUUCUAGUCCUCCAAUAUAUUGUUUGGAUGCACACGAUGGAAAAAUUAGUACGUUACAGUGGUCGCCAUUUAUAAAAAAUAUAAUCUUAACUGUAGGUGGAUGGACAUUUGCAUUAUGGAAGAAGGAUCUUACUUUUGGACCAAUUUUUCAAUCUUUUCCCCACCAAUGUCAACUUUCCUCUGGACAUUGGAGCCCAACACGACCAGGAGUUUUCUUUAUAGGAAGAAUUGAUGGAAGUAUAGACAUUUGGGAUUUUUUAGAUAAGAGCCAUGAGCCAUUUUUAUCUCAAAAUGUUACAUCUGCUCCAAUUACAGCUGUGUUUCCAUUUCAAAUAUCAAAAAAGCAACAGCUGCUUGCUGUUGGUGAUGAGUUAGGCACACUUCAUAUCUUAGAAGUCCCGUGGAAUCUUAAAAAUGCAACUGUUAAUGAAGUUGGGAUUAUUGAGGCAUAUUUUGAGCGUGAAGCUAGUCGUGUUAUAUUGGCUAAUGAGCGACACACUUUGACCACAAAUAAAGCUGAAGAACCUUUGUUGAAUGUAGUCCCUAUCAUUGAAGAAACUUCUAUAAAUGAUGCUGAAAAGCUAUACCUUGAAUACUUAGAAUUGGAAAAAAGAAUUUUAACUGAGUUAAAUAUGCCAAUAACCGUUACUUAAUCGACCAAAGAAAAAAGUUUAUGUAAAAUAGAUAAAACUAGAAAAUAUAAAAGUAUUAUUUUAUAAA
Messenger RNA from Hydra vulgaris (swiftwater hydra), 2603 nucleotides. RefSeq names its product dynein axonemal intermediate chain 3. Gene Ontology annotation, biological process: inner dynein arm assembly; cilium movement involved in cell motility. Gene Ontology annotation, cellular component: inner dynein arm. Gene Ontology annotation, molecular function: dynein heavy chain binding; dynein light chain binding. The record is from RefSeq and is a predicted model, not a curated record. NCBI's taxonomy places the organism in Eukaryota, Metazoa, Cnidaria, Hydrozoa, Anthoathecata, Hydridae.